AUGGGCGACAGCCAGCCAGUUCCGCUAGAACGGUCUGUUCUCAUCCUAUAUGGCUCUGAAACUGGCAACGCGCAGGAGGUCGCCGAGGAAUUGGGUGCCCUGACAGAGCGGCUUCGUUUUGCGACGCAUGUGUCUGAAUUGAAUCAAUAUAAGCCAAAUGCGCUUUUCUCGUACACGCUCACAAUAUUUGUGGCCUCGACUACUGGACAAGGCGAUUUACCGGCUAAUGCGAGAUUGUUCUGGAAGUCGCUUUUGCUGAAGAAGCUGCCUCCAACAUUCUUGAAGGGAAUCAAUUUUGCUUGUUUUGGAUUGGGGGAUAGCUCUUAUCCUAAGUUCAAUUGGGCAAUUCGAAAGCUCUAUAAACGACUGCUACAGCUCGGUGCAAACGAGAUUUAUCCCACAGGCGAAGCAGAUCAGCAACAUCCAGAAGGACUCGAGGCUACAUUCCUACCAUGGAUGACCGAUUUCCGAAAGCAAUUGUUGGAUAGACACCCUUUACCGGAAGGACAGUAUCCCAUUUCAGACGAUGUACAGCUACCACCAAAAUGGACGUUGCAAGAAAAGGAAGGAAGUGCUUUCGUCCCAGCACCCAAGCCGGUCGACAAUGAACAACAAACAUACUCAGAUGAAUACCCGGGGUUACAUCAUCUCGACCAUGACUUACGCCCUAUCCCACAUACUCUAUCAGCAACAUUAACGGAGAACUGUCGAGUGACUCCGCAAAAGCAUUGGCAGGAUGUGCGUCAUGUUACCCUGACCGUCACAGAAUCCGUAUCCUAUGUCCCAGGAGACAUGAUUGCAAUCACACCGAAGACCUCUCCAACAGAUGUCCAAACAUUCAUUGAUCUGAUGGGUUGGAACGAUCAAGCAGAUAAACCCAUAUCUCUCGUUCCAACAGGAGAUAUUCCGGCUCCACCUCCAAUCCCCGAUCUCGACUCAUACCCCAACCUUACGCUCCGUGCUCUCCUCAUAGAUUAUCUCGAUAUCAAAGGGAUACCUCGCAGAUCAUUCUUUUCCACCAUUGCACACUACACCACUGAUGAAAUGCACAAAGAACGGUUAUUAGAACUCACAAACCCAGAGUAUCUCGAUGAGCUAUGGGACUACACUACGCGACCACGACGGAGUAUUCUUGAGAUUCUAGAUGAGUUCCACACAGUGAAGAUCCCAUGGCAGCAUGCGGUCUCUGUGCUUCCGGUCAUGCGCGCACGGCAGUUCAGUAUCGCGAGUGGCGGAAGCCGUAAGAAGACUGCUGAUGGCAAGACACAAUUUGAACUUCUCAUUGCCAUUGUCAAAUACCAAACAGUGAUCAAGAGAAUCCGCGAGGGUGUUUGCACCACGUACCUCUCCGUACUCCGGCCGGGUAGUACACUGAAGGUCCAACUCCAACCUGGCGGUCUAAAUUCCUCAAUACAACAGCUUACUGCAGCAACGGUACUCAUUGGACCGGGCACAGGGAUUGCACCUUUGCGCUCUAUGCUCUGGGAAAAGGCAGCGCUUGUUCAAGCCUUCCGCGAUCAAAAUCCCGGCGUCAACCCUCCCAUUGGACCAACCGUCCUACUCUACGGUGGACGAAAUCGAGAAUCAGACUUCUUCUUCGAGAACGACUGGACAGAACUCAGCAAGAUCAUCCCCCUCAAAGUCCUCACUGCGUUCUCGCGUGACCAGCAGCGCAAGGUAUACGUGCAGGAUACUGUUCGAGAGAACUUCCCACUUUUCUUCAGUCUUCUCCACGAUAUGAAGGGAUCUGUUUAUAUCUGUGGUUCGUCUGGACGCAUGCCUCAGGCUGUGCGGGAAGCUCUCAUUGAGGCGUUCCAGCAUGGAGGCGCUCCCGUGCCUGGGCAGCCUUUUACCCGGGCACAGGCUGAAGAGUAUUUGAUUGGGAUGGAGCAGAUUGGAAGGUAUAAACAGGAGACGUGGUGA
Penicillium antarcticum is the source of this 1923-nucleotide messenger RNA. RefSeq names its product NAPDH-dependent diflavin reductase (gene tah18). Lineage: Eukaryota; Fungi; Ascomycota; Eurotiomycetes; Eurotiales; Aspergillaceae. The record is from RefSeq and is a predicted model, not a curated record. The coding region runs from base 1 to 1923 and encodes 640 amino acids. Gene Ontology annotation, molecular function: FMN binding; NADPH-hemoprotein reductase activity; flavin adenine dinucleotide binding. The transcript is spliced from 4 exons. Gene Ontology annotation, cellular component: cytosol.